Messenger RNA from Phoenix dactylifera (date palm), 5047 nucleotides. Its product is annotated as glycine-rich RNA-binding protein RZ1C. Lineage: Eukaryota; Viridiplantae; Streptophyta; Magnoliopsida; Arecales; Arecaceae. Gene Ontology annotation, cellular component: nucleus. The record is from RefSeq and is a predicted model, not a curated record. Gene Ontology annotation, molecular function: mRNA binding; zinc ion binding.
UUCCGCCCCUGCUCUUCUCCUCGAGCUCUCUCCCCUCGUCUCUCUCUAUCCCUUUGUUUCGAUCCUUCUCCAUGGUUUCCGAGCGUUAGCAAUGGAGAGAAGGGUUGGAAGCAGGAAGUCUUCAUCUUGACUAGAAUUUUUUCCUAUUUCUAGGGUUUUAUUCGAUCGAUCUCAAUCUUCCCUAUUUGUCUGGAUCCUUUUUUUGCUUCUGUUAGAAUUUUGAAGGAGGGAUCUCUUGUGGAGAUGUCGCACAAGGAAGAGUCUCGUAUCUUUGUGGGAGGCCUUUCAUGGGAGACCGGGGAGCGACAGCUGGAGCAGGUGUUCAACCGCUUCGGCAAGGUUCUCGAGGCCCAGAAUCUGGUUAUGAUCACUUGAUUCACCUUAGAUGGAUAUUGUGGUACAUUCUUGGCCUGUUAACUUGCAUCAAAUUCCCGGAGGUUGUCUCACUUGAUCAGUGGUGUGUGAAAAGAAACAGAGGGUCUCAAUAUGGCUAGCAUGCACAAAAGGAUCAUGUUCACCACAUUUAGAUAUGCUGAAUGUGAAUUUAUGUGAAGCAGUUAUGUUCAGUUACCUGCUCAUUCUACAUUGUUCCGGUUAGCUGGGAGCACUUGACCUUGCCCCUAUGUCAGUCAAGCAUCCUUAGCUCAGCUUCGAGGAUCCACCAUAUCGUGAAUAUCAGUUAUUUUUUGUGUUGGCCAAAGCAGUUCCGUGUUGUGGUUAAGUUGUCUAUUGACAAUGGGGACUUGGACUGGAUCAAAGAUCGUCUCAAAUCCUUCCUUUUUGCUAUGGUCUGAAAGAGCCAUUUUGUGCCAUGUAGUUAGUGUCGCCAGAGUGAUCAUAUGCUGUUAUGCCGUAUUGCUAAUCAAACUAUUACUUUAUACCACUGAACAUCACAAUAGAAUUUUGUAUGCAUGAGAGACUAUUUGCCUUCUAUGCUUCGCUUCCUUGAGAAGUUCAUUGUCAACUGGUUUGUUCUGUCAACAUGCGCAGUGGGACUCAUAGAAGGUUCUGAUCAAAUUGUUUAUUUUGCAACAAGGUGUCUUCUUUAUUCACCAGACUCAUCUGGGAGGAAAGACCAGUGUACCCAAGAUGCCACGGUCUAGGAUGUGUAUAUGUCUCACUUAUCUUCUAGGAUCAGCAUCAAGGGAUAUGCAGGACUUUCCAAAUAACUUGAUAAGAUUUUGCUUGGCUCCAUACAACUCAGUACCAACUCAAGAAAUUUUGUUUGCUAACCUCUGUUUUUUGCUGAGGAAACUCAUUGUGGUCUUGCUUAGAUAAUUGUCCUCGGUGCUGGUGAUCAGUGCAAUUUGGGAAUGACUUCUUAGCUAUAGCAGUAAUAUCGUGUAGAUAGCAGUAAUUUGAUGCCUCUAUUUUUUUUCUUUCAUUUACAAUAUGAACUAGACAGCAAACUCCAUUGCUGCCGGAUUUGCAAAUUUUGGUUAAUUUGACAAGCUCAUAUUUCAGCCCAAUUAGUGCAAAUGCUGGUUGCAUAAUUUUGGUUACUGAAAUUAGAUUUUCCUGCUGUUCCAUGCUGGUUGCAUAACUUUUUCCCUUUCCUUUCUGGUUACUGCCAGAUUGGUUUGUUGGAGCAGUGUGCUGCUUGGUUGGUGUUAUCCAAGUAGAAUGCCCUUUAUCACUGAAUUAUCUGCAAGGAUAUUGAGACCAGUAUUAGCUGAAAUGUUGUCACUUAUGCACAGAUAGGCCAUGUGUACUUGCUCCUUAUGUUCUAUGCACUUUCUAGGACAUCCAGUUUUGACAAGUACUUGGUGAAAAUGUUCUUAUGAUUGCUUCUGUUGGUCAUGAGCCCAGGUGAGGUGGAUUGCCAGCGCUAUCAUAAGGCCUAUGAUCAGUAUACCUGUAGUUUUUAUACUGAUAUCCUUGAUAGUCUGUUUAUACCAGAUGAAUGAAAAUAUUUUGCAGUUUCACUGGUUCAUAUGUGCAAAAAUUAUCCUAGUGGAACCAUCAUCUCAAAAAUGCAAAUCAUGUGCCAAUUUAUUAGCCUGUGGCCAUGCUUGUCGUAAGAGUUGGGUGAUAGUUGUUUGUUUUUAGUAGUUUGGGUAAUUGGUUGGAGCCUGGAGGCUUUGUUUGAUGAAGAGAGGUUGCUUCAGUCUUUUAGGCUUAAUGAUGUGACUUGGUAGCUUUUCAACUUGGGUUGUUAUUGAAAGAUCUGAUGUUUUCUUCAAAGCUUCUUGACUCUCAGCUAAGUAGAAAAUUGUUUUUGGAAAUUUCAUCUUUAACUGCACUGGCUAUUUGUCUUCACAGAAUUACAAAUGUCGGUUAAGUAUCAGCAUUUGGAGUGCUGGUAGCAUGACAGCCAUGAUGAGAGCUGGAAGAAGUAUGAACUUUUGUGAUGUGGUUGAGCUGUUGGUAGUUUUUGUCUAUGGUACUUGAGUGAUUUUUACUGAUAAUAUAUGAAAAUAUUUGGCCUCUGAUGAGAUAUAUUGCUUAAUGGAAUGAAUGCAUCAGUGGAAAUGUGUUGGUCAAAUUUGUUAAUGGAUAUUUUAAAGGGCCAGAUUCAAGUUAAAGUGUAUCUUGGAAAUUUGGGACCUGUUAUUCCUGUUGAUAUUCGGGUAUAAGUUAUGACCAGUGAUUUGGCUACUUUGUCUGGAAAUGAGCUGAAAUACAUGCCAUCUGAUGAAUAAUGUGUGACAUUCUGUAAACACGGCUAGACUCGUCAGGGUAGUCUGCGGCUUCUCAGUAGAGAUGGUAUCAGUUAGAAAUGUCUGAAUGUGUAUUUGGACCCUGGGACUCGCCUUCAUUGUCGCAUCAAAAAUAUACUGUUUAUUUAUUUAUUAUCGUUCAGGUCAUGCUAGAGAGAGACACCGGCCGUCCUCGUGGAUUUGGAUUUGUGACCUUUGCUGAACCACGGGCUGUGGAGGAUGCUAUCAGAGAUAUGCAUAACCAGGAGCUCGAUGGUCGGGUCAUUUCGGUGAACAAGGCCCAGCCUAAGAUGAGUUCAGAUGACGACACUGGUUAUGGUUAUGGUGGUGGGAGCUACUCGUCAGGUGGCAGAGGAGGCUAUCGUGGUGGUGGAGGUGAUGGCUUACCACCUAUAGGGCGCAGUGACUGCUUCAAGUGUGGGCGUCCAGGACAUUGGGCUCGUGAGUGCCCUUCAGCUGGUGGAGGUGGUGGAAGAUUCUCUUCUCGAUCCAGGUUUGGUGGGGGGGGUGGGCGUGGAGAUCGUUUUGGAGGGCCAGACCGCUAUCAUGACCGUUACAUGGAUGAUCGGUAUGAUGGAGGCCGUUAUGGGGACCGUGACCAUCUUGACAGCAGAGACAGUAGGUAUGGUGGUGCACGUGAUCGCUUUGCCAAUGACCGCUAUCCACCUGGUGGUGAUCGGUUUUCUGGUGAUAAGUAUGGCGGGGGGCCAGAGCGUUACCCGCAAAAUGGAUUUGGCAAGGAAAGAGGUUAUGACAGAUAUGGACCAAGGGGUGGCGGCGGCUACGACAGAGGUGCCCCAAGGGGUGGUGGGGGCUAUGACAGAGAGGGACCAAGGGGUGGUGGCGGCUAUGACAGAGAGGGACCACGGGGUGGCAGCAGCGACAGAUAUGGAAGUGGUGGACCUGCACGUUAUGAAGGGGGCAGUAGUUACAGGGACAGACCUGGGCCUUAUGAUCGGCCCAGUAGGGGUGGGCGCCCAUCAUCCUAUGACGAUCGUUACUAAUGCAUGUUGCUUGGUGUGUUAUGGCAAUCGCAGCUGGUGCAUGUAGAUUGCAUUAGGUUACUACCCUGGGUGCUACGGAAUUUGGUAUGUUGAUAUAUGAUUGUGCAUGUGAUGAUAUAUUUGGAUAUGUUCCAGGCCGAUGGCAUGAUUAUGUUUUGUUUUUAGGACUCAGGACUAUGUUUAUCUUUUUUGCUUCCAGUUCGUAGAAUUCGCACUGAAUCUAUCUUUCAAGCUGUUGCUGCUUGGUCAGUUGUGUGUUUUCUAGGCAAUGCAUAUGGCUUCUGGUUCUUGCAGCCCUCUCUGCUGUAAUCAGAAUCUUUGUUUCUCUCAGACUUCUAAUGCAGCAUCUACAGAGGGAUGAAAUGAGCAUCAUGGUGAGUGUUUUUAAGUCGAAAAUUUCAUGGAUCAUUGUGAUGAAGGUUAUCCUUCAGCUAUUUGUCAUGACAAUGCUCGGCUGGUUUGAGAUGUUUCCAGUGGCUUUUUGGGAAAUAGAUCCGCGAAUAGUGUAGUGGUUGUUUGAUCAGUUCUCAUUGCACAUGGAAGCUUCUCGGAUCUCUGAUGGAACCGAUGAAGAUGCCAGCAACUGAGCUGAUAAAUUUGGUUCUAAAGUCCUGUAUUUGCUUACAGCAGCAAAAUGAGAAGUUGCUGCGGAGAAGCUUGCAAUGAUCAGGAUGUUGACCAGCUUUUUUCAAGUUUUGCACCUGGGUUUUAUAGUACUGUAUAUUCAAUUGCUCUGGACUAUAUAACCUUAGAACCAACGAACAAGGGUGCAGAAAUUCUCAAGAACAGUGAGGAUUCUUCUUAUAUCUUGGUCUUGUUCAACUAAUUGGCCCCAGUACCCAGUAACCUGUUGUGAAGUUUGAGGUGAUCAGGAUAUGAUGAUCGUCUGCCUUUAGUUUUGCACUUGGUUUUAUGCUCUGGAAUUAGUCGUCUAAAUGGAUCAUGUGACCUUAAAACUCUGGACUAACAAGGACAGACUCGGCUUCUGGAGAACAGUGAGGUUUUCUCUUAAAGCCUGAUCUUGAACAUGUUUAAUGGUUCUGCCACCCAGGUCCCUGGGGGUGUCUUAGCAGGCUCGUGCAAUUGCUAGAAUCCAGUUUUGAAGUUUGAUGUCUACAUUGUGUCAUACGAUUGUUGGUGGGAUUUAUAAUCGUUGCUCCAGCAGUCGCAGUUCAGCUGCUGAUCCAUCAACUAUGAUGGUUUUUGGUCUUCCAACCGACCGACAUGACUUUGAUAGUUUCACAGUAGGAUUUAUCUGAGACAAGACGCUUGUUUAAUGAUCGGAGAACUCUCAGUUCUUGUUCAGACGAAGAACCUUCUUUGUCUGCAUGGUUGUGUGUAACCAUUCAACUUAUUGUUGAUAAAUAAAUCAAGAUUUCUAAA